CUCUAUAUCCUUUACUGCCAGUCGAUGCACUAUUCGUAAUCAUGAUCUUGACGGACAAAUUCGCAAAGGCAGAGCUUGAGCUUGAUGCACCUCCUCCCGCUUAUGACACGUUGUCAAUCCACCGGGGCGUUCCAUCAAUACCGACGAUCACCAUCGAGGCCAUCGCUCACGAUGAUGAAGCAGGUCCAAGCACCAGUGUUAUAACGGACGUGCAUGAAAUUGAGCCACCUCCUCCUCGGAGACGACUAUGGGCACGAACGUUGCCCAGGAGCAAGAGCAAUAUCGACUUUACAACACAACAUCAUAACGAUGUCCCAACACUACCACUGGACGUAGACAAAGUGCUCCCAGAGCGCCCACAGCUUGAUUCCCGCCAAACCGUGCCCCCGCCUACAUCUUCCUCCAGCCAGAAGCGCAAGCACGCCAAGGCACGUAAACCAAAAUCCGGCCCAAGCUCAUGGCUCUCUCUCCUCCCUUUUACAUCCUCCAAAGCUACGAAACAUGUCCGUCAGUCUGUGCUUACCCUUAUUCAAGAUCUCGUCGUUCCUCCGCCAACCAGCUCCAUUAACCUGAGUCCUAAAUCUCCGCAACUGGCCCUCGCAGAUCCACAUGAAAUUCUAGCAUCCUGCGCCCAAUCCUGUUCUGCGAAGAACCUAUCACUGUCUACGCUUCUUCAAGAGUCGGCUGUGGCAGGCCAUACCCCCAUAUAUUGGGCUAUCGUCAACUAUCGCCCUCCUCUCCUCGAUGCUUUGCUCAGGCAUGCCUCUCCAUUAACGCCUGCAACACUAAGCGACAUGAGGAAGGCAUGUUUGGUAGCGAGUAAUCAGGUGUUAUUUCAGAGCCUCAGACUCAGUGUGGGCUUGUGCGCGAGUGGGUUAAGGAGUGCUACUGAUGGACUGCUUCUUGGUCAGCGCCCACCAGAUGAAGUGCGUAUUGAAGUGGGCCCUGAUGGUGCUUUUGCCGCAACAUUGGAUAUCACGAUGUGGCAGAAACGUAUACGGGCAGUUGGAAGUGUGAGCGUGGAGUUUAUUGCGUCUGGCCGCAUAUUCGCCCUAACCUUCUUCACCACCGAUCGUCCCCAACCCAACUCCAAGUCCCCCAAGUCCAAAAGAGCUGUAGGGCCAUUGCACAUCUCACUCUCCCUCCUCGAUCACAGCCUACCGACCUAUGUGGAUGCCGUAGUAAUCAUUGACCGACCUCCUCCCCUCCCUUCUCCAGGGCCUUCCCCACGUUCACCAAGAAAGAAGGGCCUGGACCCGCUAAAAGGGCACAUCCACAGCGCAAGUUUCUCAAGCGGAGAUAAAGGCUAUGGCUUUGAGAACGGAGUGGGGUUUCGGGAUUGUAAAGCGGAGAAGUGGGACUUCAACUAUGAUGGACAAGCACACGCGCGUUCGCCUUCUCCUCCUUCCUCACCUAUCUCUCCGGGCCAUGCGGCGUCCUCUGGUGCACAUACACAGAAACAUGCGCAGACGCUGCUUCCACCUCCUGCGCACCCCCACCGCGCGCUGAUACAAAGUUUUUCAUCUCCUUCGCUCAAGCAGUUGUCGUCGUCCUCUUCUUCCCAAACGUUAACAUCUGUAUUGGAUACGGUCGCAGUUCACGCGCCUAAGAAGCAGCUUGUGAAGUUGAAGAAUGCCUCGUUGGGUACGAAUGGGCGUGCACCGGUGGUGCUCCGCUUUUGUGCGGGCGAGGCUAUGCUUGCCUGUAAUGUGAGGAAUAAUGGAGAUCCACAUGCCCUACCAUGUCCUACCGCCAAACCUGUCACCUGGUCAGAACAUGGCACGUGGUAUGUCUCAUCGAUUGUAGUACCGCUUGGAGAACAAGAUGGGGGCGGGUUAAUGUUUGAUACAUCCCCGCAUGUCGCGCCUGAUGGCAGUUUACGAGCACGGCUAGAGGCGAAGUUGGUGAAGACUGAGGAGAGAGGGAAGGAGUGUAUUAUUUGUUAGUGUGGUGCAGGAUUCGGUGAUACUGGGGAAUGGACUUUGUUGGUGUGGUGGUUUGGCUGUUACACUGAUAGUAUUGUUGUACUCAGACUGACGGUAUGCCGAUAUUUUAAUAUCUUGACGGAUAGUG
Messenger RNA from Suillus clintonianus, 2073 nucleotides. RefSeq lists its product as uncharacterized. The coding region runs from base 42 to 1946 and encodes 634 amino acids. The record is from RefSeq and is a predicted model, not a curated record. NCBI's taxonomy places the organism in Eukaryota, Fungi, Basidiomycota, Agaricomycetes, Boletales, Suillaceae. The transcript has 5 exons.